GCGUUCGGUAUGAUCGUUUGAAUUUCUAACCUCGUUUCUUCACUCGAACACAAUGAAAGAUGAUCGAGUAAUAACAACAGACACAAUGAAUCAGAAGUUAUUUUAUAAUACUGUGUUGUCGCAAACGUUUUCCCCGGAUGGAAAUUACUUGUUAGCUGGAAAUAUAUACGGGGACGUAUCAGUGUUCGAAUUAUCAAAAGCCUUGGGAGUUCAUAAAGGAGAAGAAAAUGAGUUACAAGGGCCCAACUAUCAGUUUGCUGCUCAUCUUAAUCAAGUGGAGAGUAUGGUUUCGACAGACAAUUUUUUAGUAACAGGAACAUCAGGUGAAAUUUGUGGAUGGGAUUGGAAAAUAGUUACUUCAAGUAAAGCACCAAAGAGUAAAGUUUCAUGGACUAUACAACUGCCAGUCAACAAGGACAGCUAUGAGAAACCAGAUGUUAAUUAUUUAGUAUAUUCCAAAACAAGCAACCUCUUGUAUGCCGGUUGUGGUGAUAAUAAUAUUUACGUAAUUACUUUGGAAGAUGGUAGAAUACUCAGAACUUUAGAAGGACAUACUGACUAUGUCCACUGUCUUUCUUUAACAGGCAAUCAACUAGCUUCAUCUGGUGAAGAUGGAACGGUCAGGUUGUGGGAUUUGCGAAAGCGGGAAAAUACUAAUAUAUUAACGCCUCAUUUAGUAGAGAAAGUCGCCAGGCCAGCCUUAGGCAAAUGGAUUGGCGCUGUGGACUUUACAGAAGAUUGGCUGUUAUGCGGUGGCGGUCCAAGUUUAUCUUUGUGGCAUAUGCGUACGAUGGAAGCAGCCACCGUGUUCGAUCUUCCCGACGAAGGUAUUCAUGUAGCGAAUAUCUACGAGGAGCGUGUAAUAGCGGCUGGUGCGGCACCGCAUGUGUACCAUCUGACUUACCAAGGAGACAUGUUAGCCAAAGUGCCGACAUCCAGCAACACCGUGUGCAGCAUCGUUUAUCAGGAAACACCGCAGAAAGUAUUCAGUAUAGCUGGUUCGUCGAACAAUCUCGAUGUUUGUACGAACUUUAAUUACCGCGAAUUAAUGUUAAGGUUUGCAUAAUAGAACGAAACAGGAUGAAUGUAUAUGAUUCGUGAAAGAAAACAAUCUCAUUAUUUAUACAUAUACUUUUAAUAAAUAUAUUAUUACAAUA
This is a messenger RNA of Ceratina calcarata, 1157 nucleotides long. RefSeq names its product THO complex subunit 6 (gene thoc6). Gene Ontology annotation, biological process: mRNA export from nucleus. NCBI's taxonomy places the organism in Eukaryota, Metazoa, Arthropoda, Insecta, Hymenoptera, Apidae. The coding region runs from base 53 to 1066 and encodes 337 amino acids. Gene Ontology annotation, molecular function: protein binding. The transcript has 5 exons. Gene Ontology annotation, cellular component: transcription export complex; THO complex. The record is from RefSeq and is a predicted model, not a curated record.